GCUUCCUCCUUUCUUCUCUUUCCCCCCCUUUUUCCUCUCUCCCUACAUCAGCUCCUCACUUUGACUUGUGCUUAUAUGAACGGGAGCCAGAAAACCUUGAGAGCUCCAAACUAAGCUUCGGCACGGACAUGGCACAGGAGAAAAUGGAACUAGGCUUGGAGGUGCUGCCGAGUUCAACCACCACAGAAGACAACACUCUGAGAAGAUCCAACAGCGUCCCUUUGAUCAGUGGGCUUGGUGGCAAUACACAGGUGUUCCAAUCUGACACAUUAAGAACUCGAAGAAACAGUACAUCGUGUAUGGCACAGCACUGUCUGGAAAUCACCCCACGCAAAAGUAAUAUUCUGUCUCUGUUCAUUGCUACAGUUGGUCAAAAUGUUGACGAUGGUGACCUCAUCCACACCUUUAGUCUUGAUGGCCGUUUCAAUGUUCAUAGCAUCCCGCUCAGCAUCCCAGUUGGUUUUGUGCCACCUUCUCCCAUUCAGGCUUCCACCAGUCACCUUCAUCAAAUCAAACAGGAAGAAGCCAUGGAUUUAAUGAAUAGGGAAACAAUGCAUGAAUGGUGAGUACAAACUGCAAUACAGAUGGGUCAGUCUUGGAAAGAAACUUUGAAGUAUGAAGAAGUCAAAGUCCCAACCAACACUAUUAGACCAAGUAUCCUUGGACCAUUAAAAAUAAAAGGUGAAAUGACAUUUGAACAUCAGCCAAAGAGAUUUUUCCAAGACACAACCAACGUGCUUUCUUCUGAUACUACCCAGCUAUCUGAUAGGAAUGUAUUUCUAUCUUCAGAUGCUCUUGAUAGAAACAGCAGCAGUGCAGGGUCUUCUCAUAAUUCACCAGCUAAAAUCAGCACUGUCACAAACUCUCCUGUGUUGCCUUCUGAUUUUAGUUCUCUAUUUAUUCUAGCAGAUGAGCUUUUAACUAAGUGGUUUACCUAUCCCAAGACUCUCCCCAAUACACAUGACAGCGAAAGUCAUGAUGACAUUAAACUUCAGAAGGCCUUAAGAAAAUAUUUAGGAAAUUAG
Molecule: messenger RNA, 1025 nt
Organism: Lagenorhynchus albirostris (white-beaked dolphin)
Lineage: Eukaryota; Metazoa; Chordata; Mammalia; Artiodactyla; Delphinidae
Product: P2R1A-PPP2R2A-interacting phosphatase regulator 1-like
Exons: 11
Biological process (GO): mitotic G2/M transition checkpoint
Cellular component (GO): nucleus; cytoplasm
Molecular function (GO): protein serine/threonine phosphatase inhibitor activity
Source: RefSeq, a predicted model, not a curated record